UGCGCUCCGGCUGUACACUCUCAUUGGAGAGACGAAGGUCACAUCACCCGAACCAACAGCUCUCCACAAACUCAGGAUGUUAACUCGCCUGGUCAUUUUUGCGUUCUUAGCGGCCUCGGGAAGCGGACAACCUCUCCAGGGUAGGAGCCAAAAGACCGAACUUCUGGUGGCCGUGGGCAUACUGGAGGAACACGUGCAAGACAUCAAGCAGAAGGUUAAUGCCCUGCCGAACUCAGGAGCCCUAUGUCCGUACCCGUACAAGCAAGUGCUGGACGAGUGCUUCUUCCUGAGCAAGAUCAGCCUGAACUGGAACCAAGCGCGACAGUACUGCCAGGGCAUGCAGGGCGACCUGGCCACACCCAGGAACGUCUAUGCACUCAAGUCCUUCGUCAUCGACACUGCGGGAGAAGUGAACGAGGCUUGGCUGGGAGCAAGCGACCAGUCCUCGGAGGGAACGUGGAACUGGCUGGACGGCCGCCCCAUCGCCUCGGACUGGUCCAGCGGGCAGCCUGAUGACGCCGGAGGAAACGAAGAUUGCCUUGACCUCAGGACGAAGUGGCAUCCCACCCUCAACGAUUACCAGUGCGGAGUGGCCCAGCGUUUUGUGUGCCAGUACAAUGGCUAAUGUUUCACAUGCCUUUUUUUAGCAUUUUAUGUCCAGAUUUUUUUUUUUUUUUUAAUCGUGUACUUUUUUAGGAAAAAUAACAAUGAGAAGACUAUUUUUUUUAUUUUUUUUA
Messenger RNA from Penaeus chinensis, 737 nucleotides. RefSeq names its product perlucin-like. The transcript is spliced from 3 exons. NCBI's taxonomy places the organism in Eukaryota, Metazoa, Arthropoda, Malacostraca, Decapoda, Penaeidae. The coding region runs from base 77 to 625 and encodes 182 amino acids. The record is from RefSeq and is a predicted model, not a curated record.